AAAAAAAAUCUUUGCGCAUCGACGGGUCAUUGGUGACAUCAAUUCAAAUGACGAAUCUUUGUUAAUUUGUUUCGCCUACCUAAGUUGAUUUUUCCUCGCAAAAUUAGGUAUGUUUUCCAAACUCUCCAAUCUGUUUCGAACUAGACGGGUUGGUAUGACGCCAUCAAAAAGCAAACCCAAUAUCUUUGAUACUACUGUUAGUUGAAAGCAUGUGAUCCUUAUACAUUUUCUUAGUCAGCGUUUUAUCAUAGUCGAUAGACAAUCAACUAUGGUUUUUUUCAAGAUCUAUACGAUGAAAGCAAUGGUUAUACAAAUUUGAAUUGGUUUUUAAUUUUUAUUACAAAAAUCGCCGCAAAUAUCGUCCAGUGGAGAUUCGGCUUUAGAGUGGAUUUUCCACAGGCUUUUUGACAAAUAUCUGCAUAUAUUGAUGUAGCUUAAAUAAAGAAGUGGCUAGAUAGAUGUGUACGAUUAUAUUUUAUAUGUUUAUAUUUUAACCCGAAAACUGGGAAGGAGAGCGUGAAAGUGCCGAGUUGAUCAAGAUGGCGUCCCAAGUGAUGGACGAAAGAGACGUGACGGAGUAUCAUUUUCAACAACUUUGCAAGUUAUCUCUUGGUUAUUCCUUGCAAGAUAUCCAUGGUAGAGUUAACUAUAUUGCAGUAUCCAACAAAUAUGGCUUAAUCUUUGCUGUUUCCCAUACAGAAAUUAAAGUAGUUGCUUUGGAAACAAUUGAACAAGUUUCAGCUAGUGAUAUCACUGUUAAUGCUGCUGUGAACAACUUUGCGCAUGAUACUAUUGCUGUUGGGUUCAGCAUUCAAUAUAUCAGUUUGAAUUCUGAUGACUCUAUCAUUUUUAUUGUGUAUCAAGAUGGUGGAGAACUGAAACUUGGUGCUGUAGAUGUUGCUAUUGUGAAAAAUUCGAACAAGAAUGAUGCCGUUUUUACAUCACUAACACUUGUCAAUGCAUCUGAUAUUUGUGUUAACGAAGUACAAUGCCAUCCCGAACUUCCUACACUAUCAGCACUUGUGUUAUCAAAUGGACAUGUUUUAAUGAUAGAAUUAGAUGCAAACAAUCAACUGGCUAUUGCAUCUUCAUUGACACCAACCACCCCUGUUACAAGCGUUUGUUGGAGUCCAAAGGGUAAACAAAUAGUGGUUGGGGAUAAACAAGGAAACUUGAUACAAUAUGAUAAGACUCUUCAGGUACAAAAGAAAGUUACUCCACCUCCAGAAAUAGAUAUGAAAUCAGUUGGUGGUUUAUAUUGGAUAUCAUCUUACUUAUUUUUUGUGGUGUAUCAUGAUCUUGAAAAUGUUGCUGAACCACCCAUUGUUACCAUGGUUACAACACAAAAAGAGGGUCAAGCAAGUUAUUCCAUCUUAAAUGACAUUUACUAUGGCUUUUGUGAGGAGCGAUCAUUGUGUUUUUAUUUCUCCUAUAUCCCAGGCUGGAAUUUAAUGAUAUCAAUGGCAAGUAACGCAAUGGAAGCAGCUCCUGUCGGUAAAAAGGAUGAGAAAUGGCAAAGAUGGGCGUUGUUGGACACUGGUCGAGCAGAAAUGCCACUAACUGCUGGUAACGAGGACACUUAUCCUGUCGGUAUUGGUAUUUGUUUAAAUUCAAGAACAGGAAUUGAAUUAGAUGACAAGGAAUUACCACCCGCACCAGUUUAUGUCAUGUUGUCAACAGAUGGUGUGUUGUGUUCCUACCGGAUGGUCAAUCAGUUUCCACAAACUGAUCAUAGCAUUCUUACUCAAGUGCAACCAUUCCCAACAACAAAGCCCAGACGUGGAACGCCAUCAUCUUUUGCUGCUCCUUCCACUGCAAUACCUGCUCCUUCCAAUGCAAUGCCUCCUCCUUUCAAUGCAAUGACUGCUCCUUCAUUUAAUUUUAGUAACACUGCAUCUAAUAGUUUUGGAAAUCCAACAGGAAAUUCUUCUUUUAAGUUUGCUGCUUCUGUUGUUAAUUCUAGCCAAUCAUUAACGUUUGGUGGUGCUAUGUCAACGCCUGCUUCGAACUCUAACAGACCAGUAGCGUCUGCUAGUGCUAUGCCAACGCCUGCUGGAGCUUUGCCAACGCCUACAUUUGCGUUAAAUACAGCACCAUCUUUUCUAAGCAAAGUUGUGACAGAUCCAAACAGCAAGGCCAAGGAGAAAUCAUCUGGAUUUCCUAUAACAUCUUUUUCGUUUACUGGUGGAGAAACUAAUCAAAAACCGUUUGGGUCGGUAACUGGGCCUGCUUUUAAUUCGCAAGGAUUUCCUACUUUUAGUACUGAUCUUCCUACGUCGUCAAAACCAGCAGAAAAGAAAGGUAGUGGCGCUUCAACAUUUGUUUUUACCACACCGAAAACAACGCUGCCACUUUUUGGUUCAACAACGCCAAAUCCGAAUACUAUUCAAACUACAGGAUUUCAGCUUUCAGGAAACACAGCUGAGUCUGCCAGAUCAGUCUUCACGCCUUUACCACAACCAGCCAAUGAAGUUAGUGCGUUAGCACCGUUAUCCCAGCCGACAUUCUUUCAGCAAACUAACACUCCUGUAGUUUCGCAACCAUAUCAAUUACAAGUUAGUUUAAAUCGAUCCAAUGGAACUCUAUCCGGAUUCUCAACAACAGGUGUUUUAAGUAAAGAUACGAUCUCAAGCAAAACAACUGCUGCACAGUCUGUCUUAAGUCAACAUCAAGAGUAUAUCCUUUCGCAAAAACAAAAGGCAGAUGCAUUAUCGAAACCACCAUCUCAAGCACAGCAGAUAUCACAACCACCACUUGUGUCAACUCCGCUUAGUUCACAAGUGAAUGAUCAAAUACAACCUCCUACAUCUCUUCCGGUUACGCAGAUAUCACAACCACCAUUGGUAACAACUCCACUUAGUUCACAAUUAAAUGAUCCAACUAACCCUCCAACCUCUGUUACCGCCACCACUCAACCCGUGACAGAAGAAGACAAGGCUGAUCAAGACAUUGCACAACAAACUGCUCAUUUGCAUGCAAUGUUAGAAAAAGACAUUGUAGAUGAGAUUAGGAGUUUUAAUACAGAGAUUAUUAACUUCCAACAGUCGAUUAGUGAGUUAACAAACAAAAAAGAUCUUAUUGGCACUCAGCAAGAACUGGUAGACAUGAAAAAUGAAAUCGAGAAGCUUGACAAUUUUGUUUAUGGACACAAGCUGAUUACAAAAGAAAAUAAGUUGGAAUGUAAUCAUCUCCGAGAAGAAGUGUUAAAGCAUUUUAAGUUGGUUGACGAGGCUGAAUUACGCAAGCAAAAAAAUGAAGAUCAACGGUAUUCCACAGUGUUGAGAACACGUCCACUUGAUCCAAUAUCUACACGCCAAAGAAAACAGAUACGGAACCAGUAUAACCAAUUAGAACACACACUUCAAGAUGUGAACGCGCUGCUCGAUGCAAAAUGGGAGGAGAAGGAGGUCUUAAAGAAAAGAGGCAGAAGUAGAAAUGUCUCUCACAACCAGCAAAUCUUUAAGACCGUUGAAGCAAUUGAAAAGAUUACAACAAAUCUUUCUCAGCGAGUGGAAAACUUAACCCUUCAAUCGCAGGAAACCCAACUGUUAUCCAUGAAUAUUACUCAUAGAUCAAACUUGGACAGGGUUAAUCUUCCUAAUAAAUCGGCUGAUGAUGAGAAGGCAAUAAGAGAGAAAUUGCGAAUGCAGAAAAGUAACGCUAAACAAUUGUCCAUGCUAAAAAAUUAUCUCAGUAAUAGGUCUACUACUCCAGUCCGAAAGCCCAAACAGUAUGCUUUAAAUUAUAAUGGAUAUGAUACAACUUUACAGACACCUUCGUUUCAGUCCUUACAUCCCAAGGCUGCAUCUACACCAGCUAUAACUUACUUAAAGAAUGAAGGUCAUGCUUUCUCGACCAUGAAGGCUGUACCAGAAGAAAAAGCCGCCACGUUGUCAUCUGCCUUAGCCAAUGUUGUGAAUGGCUCUUCCACGCCCAGUGUACUGCAUAAUGUUUCUGGUUUCCAUCAUCCAACCAAAGCUCCCGAGAAUACACCAGUUACCCCUGAUAUUCUAGGUCAGUCAUCUCGUGAGACGCCUAAUAAAUCCUACAAUACGGAGCCUGUGAACAAGAAUCUUUUUGGACUGAAUACUGGAAGUGGCGAUCCUAAGUUUGGCAAUCCGUUUGCAGGUAAUCCAGGUGCCAAGAGUGGUGUGUUUAAUUCUCCAGGACCCAAAGAUAAAUUACCUGCUAAAUUACAAACGGACAGUUCAAGCAAACUGAUGCCGAUUACUACAAAUCAGGCCAUAUUUUCCUUUAGCACACCAGUCCAAUCUAGCAAACCUGUACCUGGCGUAUCACAAGCAAAUAGCCUCGCUGGAGCCAACGCAGGUUUCUCUUUUAAUUUUAAAAAUCCUGUUGGAUCGAUUUGUAAAACUGAAGUGUUGGCUUCCACCACUACUACUACAUUUAAAAAAACAAACGCAUUGUACAGUCCAGGCAAAAGUGACAAUUUGAAAGAUUUAAUCGAGUCAGUGAGUUCUUCAAACAUGUUUACAGCAGUUGAUAAAUACAAAAUAUCUAUUGGCUCCGCAGCAACAAGUGCUUCAGGCGGAUUAUUAGGUGCUACAGCAACACCAAAUGUGUCGGGAAUACCGUUUGGUUCCACAGCAACAACCAGUGUGUCGGGAAUACCGUUUGGUUCCACAGCUACAACAAGUGCGUCAGGUGGAUCAUUUGGUUUCACAGCAACAACAAAUGCAUCAGGUGGAUUAUUUGGCUCAACAGCUACAACAGGUGCGCCGGGAGUACUGUUUGGUUCCACAGCUACAACAAGUGCGUCGGGAGUACCGUUUGGUUCCACAACAACAACAAGUGUGUCGGGAAUACCGUUUGGUUCCACAGCUACAACAAGUGCGUCAGGCGGAUCAUUUGGUUCCACAGCUACAACAAGUGCGUCGGGAGGACUAUUUGGCUUAACUGCAACAACAAGUGCGUCAGAAGGAUUAUUUGGUUUAACAGCUACACCAAGCGUGUCGGAAGGACUGCUUGGCUCAACAGCAACAAAAAGUGCAUCAGGAGGACUAUUUGGCUCAACAGCUACACCAAGUGCGUCUGAAGGACUGUUUGGUUCCACAACAACAAGUGUUUCAGUCGGAUUGUUUGGUUCCACAGCAACAACAAGUGGCUCAGGUGGACUGUUUGUUUCCACAGCAACAACAAGUGCGUCGGGCAAAUUGUUUGGUUCCACAGCAACGACAAGUGCGUUGGGAGGACUAUUUGGCUCAACUGCAACAACAAGUGCGUCAGGAGGAUUAUUUGGUUUAACAACUACACCAAGCGUGUCGGAAGGACUGCUUGGCUCAACAGCAACAACAAGUGCGUCAGGAGGAUUAUUUGGUUCAACAGCUACACCAAGUGUGUCGGGAGGAUUGUUUGGUUCCACAGCAACAACAAGUGAAUCAGGUGGACUGUUUGGCGCCACAGCAACAAGUGCGUCGGGAGGACUGUUUGGUUCCACAGCAACAAAAAGUGCAUCAGGAGGACUAUUUGGCUCAACAGCUACACCAAGUGCGUCUGGAGGACUGUUUGGUUCCACAACAACAAGUGUUUCAGGCGGAUUGUUUGGUUCCACAGCAACAACAAGUGGCUCAGGUGGACUGUUUGUUUCCACAGCAACAACAAGUGCGUCGGGCAAAUUGUUUGGCUCAACUGCAACAGCAAGUGCGUCAGGAGGAUUAUUUGGUUUAACAACUACACCAAGCGUGUCGGAAGGACUGCUUGGCUCAACAGCAACAACAAGUGCGUCAGGAGGAUUAUUUGGUUCAACAGCUACACCAAGUGUGUCGGGAGGAUUGUUUGGUUCUACAGCAACAACAAGUGAAUCAGGUGGACUGUUUGGUGCCACAGCAACAAGUGCGUCGGGAGGACUGUUUGGUUCCACAGCAACAAAAAGUGCUUCAGGAGGACUAUUUGGCUCAACAGCAACAACAAGUGAAUCAGGUGUACUGUUUGGUGCCACAGCAACAAGUGCGUCGGGAGGACUGUUUGGUUCCACAGCAACAACAAGUGGAUCAGCUGGACUGUUUGGUUCCACAGCAACAAAAAGUGCAUCAGGAGGACUAUUUGGCUCAACAGCUACACCAAGUGCGUCUGGAGGACUGUUUGGUUCCACAACAACAAGUGUUUCAGGCGGAUUGUUUGGUUCCACAGCAACAACAAGUGGCUCAGGUGGACUGUUUGUUUCCACAACAACAACAAGUGCGUCGGGCAAAUUGUUUGGCUCAACUGCAACAACAAGUGCGUCAGGAGGAUUAUUUGGUUUAACAACUACACCAAGCGUGUCGGAAGGACUGUUUGGUUCCACAGCAACAACAAGUGGCUCAGGUGGACUAUUUGGUUCCACAGCUACACCAAGUGUGUCUGGAGGACUGUUUGGUUCCACAGCUACACCAAGUGUGUCGGGAGGACUGUUUGGUUCCACAGCAACAACAAGUGGCUCAGGUGGACUCUUUGGUUCCACAGCUACACCAAGUGUGUCGGGAGGACUGUUUGGUUCCACAGCAACAACAAGUGCGUCAGGAGGAUUAUUUGCCACGUCGACAUCAGUGGCACCAGCAUUUGGUAGCAACUCGCAACAGACCUCGAGCGGUGGAUUUGGUGGAUUUGGUCUUGGCGGAAAACCUAUGAAUGAUCCAAACAAGAAUCCGUUUGGGACAAUUUCUUCUACCAGCAACAUGUCAGAUUCGAGCCAAUUAUUUGGCACAUCAACAAACAGUGUUUUUGGACAACCUUCAAUCACGCCAUCUUUUGGGUCAGGAUCGUUUUCCAGAGACUUUGGAUCUGGGUUGGCCAGUCAACAGCAGCAGGCAUCUUCUUUUGGUCUUAGUUCACCUCCGCAAGCUUCAGCCCCUGCUUUUGGUGCUCCGGCGGCUUUUGGUAGUCCACCAUCAUUCGGUGGUGCGCCCGCUUUUGGUGCAUCGCCAUCCUUUGGAAGUGGUGGUGGAGCUGUGUUUGGUUCUGCAGGCACUACUCAAGGCCCGGUAUUUGGUUCUGGUGGUGGAGGUGGAACUACAUUUGGUAGCCUAGCUGGUCAAACUACUGGUGGAACCACGUUUGGGAGUUUGGCUGGCCAAACUACUGGCGGAGCCGCGUUUGGGAGUUUGGCUAACCAAGUUGCACCUUCGUUUGGACAACUGUCCACUGGAGCAUCCUUUGGUUCCUCGGGCCACGGAGAAUUUGGGAAUAAUAACUCACAAGGAAGCAAUACAUCUUCCUUCUCAUCGUGGAGAUGAUGAAGUGAUUGUGCCAAGGAACGUCUUAUUCCGAGGAAUAAAUUUUAUAUACUGGAACUUUUUUGAUGUAUUUUAAAGUGACUAUUUUGUGGUGAGAUGAAAAUUGCCAAAGCUACUUGUCUUGCUAUAUACACAUCAAUUUUUUCCGCGUUUGAUUAUUGAGGAAAACGAAACUCUUAUAUAUCUAUCUAUCUUAUAUAGUUUGAAAGUGGAACUAAGUCUGGGUUUUGGUUCAUAUUCGAAAGAAAUAUUAGCUGGAAUUGUAAAGAAACUGUUUUUUUUCUAUUUCUUUUAGUUAGCACAAACGAAAACUUUUUUAUGCA
Molecule: messenger RNA, 7555 nt
Organism: Hydractinia symbiolongicarpus
Lineage: Eukaryota; Metazoa; Cnidaria; Hydrozoa; Anthoathecata; Hydractiniidae
Product: nuclear pore complex protein DDB_G0274915-like
Exons: 19
Coding region: 540-7232 (2230 amino acids)
Biological process (GO): protein import into nucleus; RNA export from nucleus
Cellular component (GO): nuclear pore
Molecular function (GO): structural constituent of nuclear pore; protein binding
Source: RefSeq, a predicted model, not a curated record